Molecule: messenger RNA, 1013 nt
Organism: Ailuropoda melanoleuca (giant panda)
Lineage: Eukaryota; Metazoa; Chordata; Mammalia; Carnivora; Ursidae
Gene: PSMB10
Product: proteasome 20S subunit beta 10
Exons: 8
Coding region: 133-954 (273 amino acids)
Cellular component (GO): cytoplasm; proteasome core complex
Source: RefSeq, a predicted model, not a curated record
GGUGAAAGCGAAAGGGAGAAGGGUCAGACAGGCCAGGAAGGGUGCCUGACAGAGAACCCGGCUUUGGCCUUUCUCCCUCCGCGUUGGUCGCACGUAGACCCCCAACCCCUGGACCACCCUGCCCACCUUGAGAUGCUGAAGCCGGCGUUUGAGCUCCGAAGGGGCUUCUCCUUCGAGAACUGCCAGAGAAAUGCAUCCUUAGAACGAGUCCUCCCGGGGCUCCGGAUCCCUCAGGCACACAAGACCGGCACCACCAUCGCGGGCCUUGUGUUCCGAGACGGGGUCAUUCUGGGCGCGGAGACACGGGCCACCAACGAUUCGGUUGUGAUAGACAAGAGCUGCGAGAAGAUCCACUUCAUUGCCCCCAAAAUCUACUGCUGUGGGGCUGGAGUAGCCGCGGACGCCGAAAUGACCACGCGGAUGGCGGCGUCCAACAUGGAGCUACACUCCCUGUCCACAGGCCGCGAGCCUCGCGUGGCCACGGUCACGCGCGUUCUCCGCCAGACGCUCUUCCGGUACCGGGGCCACGUGGGCGCGUCGCUGAUAGUGGGCGGAGUAGAUCUGAUGGGACCGCAGCUCUACAGCGUGCACCCCCAUGGCUCCUACAGCCGUCUGCCCUUCACAGCCCUGGGUUCCGGCCAGGACGCCGCCCUGGCGGUACUGGAGGAUCGGUUCCAGCCGAACAUGAGGCUGGAGGCCGCGCAGGAGCUGCUAGUGGAAGCCAUUACUGCAGGGAUCCUGGGUGACCUGGGCUCUGGGGGCAGCGUGGAUGCAUGUGUGAUAAUGGGGACCGGCGCCAAGCUUCUGAGAACAUUAAGCUCACCGACAAAGCCCAUACAGAGGCCCAACCAGUACCACUUUGCCCCGGGAACCACGGCUGUCCUGUCCCAGACAGUGAAGCCACUGACCCUGGAGCUGCUGGAGGAAACCGUGCAGGCCAUGGAGGUGGAGUGAAGUAGGAUGAUGCUUAGGGCCUGGAACAAGGGGGAAUAAACCCAGGAAAUACAAAAACA